CCAGAUUUUCGAGCAUCUACCCUCAUUGGGAAUAGGGUCUGAGGAAUUAAUAUUGAUUUAAUUCCAACUUCGAAGUUUCAAUCUGAAGAGCCCACGCCGUAUUGCGCUUGAUGGUCUUUCUUGCGCAGAGGCAAUUGGUUGAUUGGCGGUCCAAUUUACCGUCAGCGUUUGGAGACGGUGACAUUGGACAGUGCACUUUGAUCUGAACAUUCACAGAAAACCGAGUACCUGAGUACCGAAAGCUUCAAGGGCUCCCCAGAGCUUGGGUUUGUUAGUUAGUGGCUUUGCGACCUAACACUCCUGCGUCCAAGGCAUCUUUUUUUACACUCUCCAAAUCGCCUGCCAUGGACUCCGGAUCUACCUGGAAGAGCUCGCUGUCAUCGUCUGAGCGUUAUGAAAACAUCCAGAAAAUAAAGAAAUCAAUUGAAACAUUGGACUCGACCAACGCAGCUGCACAAAAAGAUGCAUUCUCAGUUGAGAAUAAGGCGUACCAGACAUCCCAAUCGCUCGACGAGUACUAUGCAGCAUGCCGGAUUUUCGCUACGCAGGAAGCCCCAGUCUCACCUGCAGCCGAGCCGCAGUCAACGGGUGACAAGGUCCCGUUAUCUCCCGGUAUUGUCAUUGGGCCUUACCAUGACUGUCAUUAUGUCGCCAGUGGUGUGACCGCUGAGGUGUACCGGGUGAACACCCGAGCGCUCAAAGUGAUCACCGAAACCCGAAAUAUCGAGCCCCAUAACCCCAGCAGAGAGGCGAAGAUGUUGGCAUCUCUCAAGAAGCCCUGCAUCCCUCUUUUAGAAACCUUCAGGGACCAGGAACAGCGAUUCGUGCUGGUAUUCCCAUAUAUGCCGUUGAGCCUUGAUGCCCUGCUCGCACGAGGGCCCCUGUCGAGAGCACAAGUCUGCAAGCACUUUCAGAACCUGUUGGGAGCAUUGGAGUACAUCCACAGCCAAGGCAUCAUCCACCGAGACAUCAAACCCUCAGCUGUCCUACUCGAGUCGCCAGAUGGUCCUGCGUAUUUAUCGGAUUUUGGUACAGCCUGGCAUCCGGAAAUGUCUGUCGUCACCGAGCCGCCGGACCAGAAAAUCCUCGACAUUGGCACAGGUCCCUAUCGAGCUCCUGAAGUCCUGUUCGGAAACAGAUCGUACGGCCCUGCAGUCGACAUGUGGGGUGUUGGCACGAUGCUUGCGGAAUGCUGUCGGAAGCCUCCACGGCCGUUGUUUGAAUCGCGUCCAGUAGACGAAGAUGGAAAUCAACUGGGUUUGAUAUUGAGCAUAUUCAAAACGAUAGGGACUCCGACAUUGCAAUCGUGGCCGGAGGCGGCGACCUUCAGAACUCCGCCGUUCGAGAUGUACACGGUUUUUGAAGAACGACCAUGGGAGACAAUAUUACCCGAUGUUGACGCCGACUUUCGGGAUGUCGUUGCUUCGCUGGUGAAGUACAACAGCAGUCGAGCUACCGCUACCCAGGCAUUGUCGGUCGAGUGUCUGACAACCGAGUGAGUCCUUAAAUCGAACUCCGCGUCGGUUUCGAAUCAUGUUUGAGAAUCCCAAGAGGAUCCCACCGUCGGAGGAACCGCCAUUGGUGAUCCGAACAUCCACACUUGAUCCCGAUGAUCCCGAUGUGCUCACCAUACCAAAUCACAUUCACCAUGGCCAACUGUCAAUUAUCACUCGCUCGGUCUGCAUAUUCUCGGACGGCACAUCGAUGCAAAGUGGUUCUCCAGAAGCCCCGUGGGCAAAUACAGCUUGU
Pseudomassariella vexata is the source of this 1749-nucleotide messenger RNA. Its product is annotated as kinase-like domain-containing protein. NCBI's taxonomy places the organism in Eukaryota, Fungi, Ascomycota, Sordariomycetes, Amphisphaeriales, Pseudomassariaceae. Gene Ontology annotation, biological process: protein phosphorylation. The transcript is spliced from 4 exons. Gene Ontology annotation, molecular function: transcription coregulator activity; cyclin-dependent protein serine/threonine kinase activity; ATP binding. Gene Ontology annotation, cellular component: cytoplasm; nucleus. Bases 345 to 1499 code for a protein of 384 amino acids. The record is from RefSeq and is a predicted model, not a curated record.